This is a messenger RNA of Neolamprologus brichardi, 11726 nucleotides long. The record is from RefSeq and is a predicted model, not a curated record. NCBI's taxonomy places the organism in Eukaryota, Metazoa, Chordata, Actinopteri, Cichliformes, Cichlidae.
GGUAGCGCACGCGAGGCAGAAAACCCGCUUUGGGAUUGGCUGAGAGACACUGGUACCCAGCUCAGUGAAGCUCGAGAAAUUCGCCUCAAACGACCGGAAGUUCCACCGGAAAUCGCAUUCUUACAUUGUAAUGCAACAAACCGUAAGAAAAUAAUAUUUGGGGUAGAAUAGGUUUCCACACAAAGUAUUACGUCACAUUUCAUUAUAUCAGAUAAGCUGAGUUCGGAAAAUACUGACCAAAAACUUCGCGGUAUUCGGUUUUCUAACGGCGUGUUUUGGCCGCAUCCUGGGACGUGUGCGCGGUUGCUGCUAGCUUUACUUUGGUCCAGAGAAAGAGUGAAGGAUGUGACUGAAGCCUCUUUCGCGUGCCUCAUCGGCCCUGACUCACUACGCCGUUUGUGUACACUCCUACUGCACUUUGCCUACGAAAUGGAGCUCGAUGGAAAUUAGCAAGCGUGUACCUCUUCGAAUUCCCACCCUUACCUUUGGAGAAUGAUCCACCGGCAGGUUAUUUUAUCCCAGGUUUUGGUCUGCUUUGGGUUGACUGGUCAUUAUGCUGAUGCAGCUCUGUAGUUUCAAGAACUUGUACCAAAAUCGGUUCCUGGGCUUGGCGGCCAUGGCUUCCCCAACUCGCAGCAGCCAGACCCGCCAGCGCUGUAAGGAUGCGGUUCGGCACAGCUAUGGCCCCGAGUCCUUUGCUGUCAAUGGCCUGAACCAGGAUGCUUUUAUGUUGGGACUGUCACGCUCCACCAGCGACACUGAUCUGGUCUCUCCAGAUGCACGUUCCACUCUUACCAUCAGCUCUUCCCACUACAUCAUAGGCCAGUCCGAAGAUCUGGUGAUCACAUGGGACAUCAAGGAAGAAGUGGAUGCUGGAGACUGGAUUGGGAUGUAUUUAGUUGAUGAGACGUUAUCGGAGAACUUUCUGGACUACAAGAACCGAGGCAUCAAUGGAUCUCACAAAGGACAAAUAGUCUGGAAAAUUGAUUCGAGCUCCCACUUCAGUGAACCUGAGACCCAGGUCUGCUUCAGGUACUACCACGGUGUCACUGGGGCACUGAGGGCAACCACACCCAGUGUAAUCAUCAAGAAGGGCUCAGCGCCUAUACUGAAGCCAGUGGUCAGUCCUGAAGUCAACCAUGGAUUGGGCAACAGAAGACUUAUUAACUUUAACCUGUCAGACCUCCAGGCAGUGGGACUGAAAAAGGGGAUGUUCUUCAAUCCAGACCCAUACCUGAAGCUGUCCAUUCAGCCCGGAAAGCACAGCAUCUUCCCGUCUCUGCCACACCACGGCCAGGAGAAACGCUCCGGAGUGGUCUGCAACACUGUCAACCCUAAGUGGAGCACAGAGAGGUUUAACUUUGUGUCCCUACCCACUGAUGUCCUGGAGAUUGAGGUGAAGGAUAAGUUUGCCAAGAGCAGACCAAUCAUCAAGCGUUUCCUGGGGAAGCUCUCGGUCCCGGUCCAGAGACUGCUGGAAAAACAUGCCAUCGGGGAUCGAGUAGUAAGUUAUUCCUUAGGUCGCAGGUUGCCUACAGAUCAUGUCUGUGGCCAGCUGCAGUUCCGCUUUGAGCUGACCUCCUCCAUUCACCCAGACGAUGAGGAGGUUUCCUUAGUCAUAGAGGCGGCCUGUCCUGAGGGUGGACACGCAGCAGAUGUCAACCAUGCUGCUGACGCUCCCGAUGAUGACACACUGAGUGUGGGCCCUGACAUGCCUGAUCUUCCCUUGGAUGCUCCUCCUGACCCUGAGACUUUACCUGAAGCAGCCUCCGCACCCAAGGAGGUCCAACCCGCUGAGAAGGAGCAGGGUGAAGCGACGUCACAGGAGGAGCAAGGAAGUGUGGAAGAGGAGACCACGGUGAGAGAGGAACCCUUGACUCCUGAGCCUCAGGUGGAGCAGGCGGAGGGAGAAUCUGCUGAGCAGCAGCAGGAGGGAGGAGAGGAGGGGCAGCAGGAGAAAGGAGAGGUGGAGCAGGGAGAGGAGACUGCAGCCCAAGCCGAGGAGGAGGUUACAGCAGAAGGAAGAGAGGCUGUGGAUGAAGCACAGUCAGAGCCACACUCUGACUGUGCCGUAGCAGAAAUGACUCUCGAUGAGGCCACUGCUGUGGAGGCUCCCCCCGAGGAAAACACUGCACCCCAGGAGGCUCCUGUAGGCCCAGCUGAAGGGACCCCGCAGGAGGUUGGAGAGGGAGGGGAAAGAAGCUGCGCCCCCUGCUCCUGCCAGUCUCUCUUGUCGAACUACAACUCCAAUGCUCAUUCACGCCGUAAAACCCGCCCCUGCUCCCUCCCGGUGUCAGAGCUGGAGACGGUGAUUGCCUCGGCCUGUGGCGAGCCUGAGACGCCACGAUCCCACUACAUCCGGAUUCACCACCUCCUUCACAGUCUUCCCUCGGCCCAGCACAGACCGCCCAGCCAGGAGGAAGAGCAAAGUGGGGAAGGAGUGAAUACAGACAGCACUCUGGAGACAAACACCACAUCACCAACGCAUAAAACCUCCAAAGAGCAGGAGGGGCAGGAGGAUGAUGAAGAAGAGGAUACAUCACAGUCACCCUCUCAGGUUCUGGUGUGUCCGGGCCCCUGCUGUCGGCGCUCGCUGCCCCGCAGCCUCUCCAUUGAGCGCCUCUCUGAGCUGAAUCAACUUCUGGAAGGUGAAGGAUUUGGAGGUGGCCACACAGCAGUCAGGAGGAUCUCUCCUUCCUGUCCAGAAAGCGAGGAGGGGGAUUCCAGCAAUGGGGGAGGAAGGAGGGCUGGCGGCAGCGCCCACAGAGCUCCAGGUGAAAGCGAGUGCGAGUUUUGUGACACCUCCUGCUACAGCACCUCGUGCUACAGCACCUCCUGUUACAGCACGUCAUGCUACAGCAACUCCGGCUAUGAGGGGAGGGGGCGGUUUUGCAGCCACACCCGCCUGUCUUCGGUGGAGAGUAACCGGCUCUCCAGCAGCACUGUGUUCUCCUCCCAGGAAGAGGAAGAUGAGGAGAGCGCCUUUGAGUCAGUACCUGAUGGCAAUCACGGCCCUGACGGACAAGAGCAAGGCGGGGCCGAGAGGAGGACGGGCAGAUGGAAGGAGGCCAGGAGCGGAGAGCAGGGGGAUCCAGCUGUGGCGGGGCCCAGUGAUCAGAACAGCAUCGGCUCAAGCUUCUCCCCUCCUGUUGGCCAUCUUCCAGUCCUGCGACCCAGCCAUGACCUAAACCAUUUUCCUGCUGCCACUGACCAAGCCUUACCUCCAAACUGGGAAGCUCGGAUUGACAGCCAUGGCAGAGUUUUCUACGUGGACCAUGUCAACCGGACCACAACCUGGCAGAGGCCGAGCCACGCUACCAAAUGUAACCAUGGCAUACCUCGCUCAGGGUCCACGCAUCAGAUGGAGCAGCUCAACAGAAGGUACCAGAACAUACAGAGGACUAUGGCCACAGAGGAGAGUGGAGGGAGUCAGAGGAUUGAGCGGAGCAGCAGUACUGAAACUGAUCCUGACUCCACUCAGACGGGCCCCGCCUCUCCUGUCAAUCAACAGAAGAUCAGCCAUCUCCUCCAGUCUCCUGCUGUCAAGUUCAUCACACACCCAGAAUUUUUUACUGUGUUGCACAGCAACUAUGCAGCGUACCGGAUGUUCACCAGCAGCAGCUGUGUAAAGCACAUGAUCCUGAAGGUGCGCCGUGAUGCCAGAAACUUUGAGCGCUACCAACAUAACAGGGACCUUGUGGUCUUCCUCAACAAGUUUGCAGAUAGUCAGCUGGAGCUGCCAAGGGGUUGGGAAAUCAAAACAGACCCCCAGGGCAAGUCUUUCUUUGUAGAUCACAACAGCCGAGCCACGACCUUCAUCGACCCUCGGAUACCUCUGCAGAACGGCCGGCUGCCUGGCCACCUCGCCCACAAACAGCACCUGCAGAGACUACGCAGCUACAGCGCCGGGGAGGCCUCUGAUGUGUCCAGGAGUCGAGGGGCUUCUCUGAUGGCCAGGCCGGGAAACAGCUUGGUGGCUGCUAUACGAAGUCAGCAUUAUGCUGACUCACAGCAGCUGAGCGCUCCAUGUAAGCCCAUCACCGACAAAUUACAAACCAAUUCGUUUCCCUCUCGAUUGUUCAGGGAGAAGAUCCACUACGUCAGGACUGAAGGAAAUCAGGGAGUGGAGAAGCUGUCAUGUGACGCUGACCUGGUCAUCCUGUUAAGUUUAUUUGAAGAGGAAAUCAUGUCAUGUGUUCCAGCUCACCCCAUCCAUCACAACCUCAGCUUCUCUCCUCGCUGUUCCCCCGCCUCGUCGCCACAGAACUCUCCCGGCCUGCAGAGGGCCAGAGCUCCAGCUCCUUACCGCAGAGACUUUGAAGCCAAACUACGAAACUUCUACAGGAAAUUAGAAGCUAAAGGAUACGCCCAGGGGCCAGGAAAGAUCAAGUUGCUCAUCAGGAGAGAACAUCUACUGGAAGGAACCUUCAACCAAGUGAUGGCAUAUUCACGCAAAGAGCUGCAGAGGAAUAAACUCUAUGUCACGUUCCUUGGGGAGGAGGGGUUAGAUUACAGCGGUCCUUCCAGAGAGUUCUUCUUCCUCUUGUCUCAGGAGCUGUUCAAUCCAUACUACGGCCUGUUCGAAUACUCAGCCAAUGACACCUACACCGUGCAGAUCAGCCCCAUGUCAGCGUUUGUUGAGAACCAUCUGGAAUGGUUCCGUUUCAGUGGUCGCAUCCUGGGCCUGGCUCUGAUCCAUCAGUAUCUGCUGGACGCUUUCUUUACUAGACCGUUCUACAAGGCGCUGCUCAGACUGGCGACGGACCUGUCUGAUCUGGAGUAUCUGGAUGAGGAGUUUCAUCAGUCUCUACAGUGGAUGAAAGACAACGACAUCACCGACAUCCUCGACCUAACCUUCACUGUCAACGAGGAGGUGUUUGGCCAGGUAACGGAGCGUGAGCUAAAGUCCGGUGGCGCCAACCUCCAAGUAACUGAGAAGAACAAGAAGGAUUAUAUAGAGCGAAUGGCCAAGUGGAGGGUGGAGAGAGGAGUGGUGCAACAGACGGAGGCGCUGGUCCGAGGCUUCUACGAGGUGGUGGACUCCAGGCUGGUGUCGGUGUUCGAUGCACGGGAACUGGAGCUGGUCAUUGCUGGGACGGUGGAGAUUGACCUCGGUGACUGGAGAAACAACACCGAGUAUAGAGGAGGUUACCAUGACGGCCACAUAGUGAUGCGCUGGUUUUGGGCUGCAGUGGAGCGCUUCAACAAUGAGCAACGCCUCCGUCUGCUGCAGUUUGUCACGGGGACAUCCAGCGUUCCCUACGAAGGCUUUGCCGCCUUGCGAGGUUCGAAUGGCCUCCGGCGCUUCUGCAUUGAGAAGUGGGGCAAAGUGACAUCACUACCCAGAGCUCACACCUGCUUUAACCGCCUCGACCUGCCUCCCUACCCUUCGUACACCAUGCUGUAUGAGAAACUGCUCAUUGCUGUGGAAGAAACCAGCACAUUUGGUCUGGAGUGAGACAGACAAAUCGAACACUGCACGCCUCUAUGUCCAACACUGGCUGGGCCAAAAUGUGAAAGGAGCGCAGCCUAACCUGUCUUAAAGAUCCCGGAAUUGUACUGGAAAUGUUUCUGAUCAUUUUGGAUACACAGUAUGUUUGUCACUGUCAUGGUUCUGUGCGUCAGAGUCUGUCACUUACGAGGAUCUUUACGAUUGCACGCAACACUCACGGCGUCACAGCACUUAUUUUUCUAUAAAUCAUUAGAAAAUAAGAAACAAUUACAAAGACUUUUUUAUAAUUAAUAUUGAUCAGUUUGUGUGUACCUGAAGAAUGAGUAUGUCAAAUUUUGUUGCAUGUACCACAAUUCAUCCGACAAUGAAAAUGCUUUGGCUAAUAAAAGCAAAAGCAAAGUAUUUAUACUCAGUACAGCAACAAGUGAAAAGUAAUGUACAGAAAUAAGAACAAUAUGAGCAACACAAUAACACUGAAAACAGUCAUUUUCCAUAUGACAAUAACAACAGCAAUGUGCUUGGAGACAUGCUGGAAUUUAUCUUUAAUAGACAGAAAAUAUUUAAAUAAUAAUUUAAUAACCAUCAAAACCUACUGUAGAAAGAAAAUCGGAAAGAGAAAUGAAAGAAAUGGGUUAAUAGAAUUAAAUACUAUUAGUUCCUCUAAAAAAUGUUACAGUCAUUGCAAACUUUGAUUCAGAAAUCUUCUUUUUUUAUCAAAAGAUGUAUGCAAAGAUUGUUACACAAAUCCUCAGGUGGUUUCCUGCUGUGGACAUGUAGAAUGUCUAAUGCAAGUUUAAAUUCAAAAGAAAAAACCUCAAUCAGUUUAAUGCAAAGUUUAGUAGCCGUGAAGCCAAAGGAACAAUUGUCUGGGUUUUUUGUUGUUGUUGUUUUUUAAAGUGGAGAUACUACAAAUACCAAUAUGUAUCUAUGUGGACUGCAGCAGCCCAAAAGGAACUUGCCUGAGGACUUAAGAACAGAACUGCAGCACAAUGGGAGAUAAGAGGUUAAGGCUAAUAUAUGACGAGCUGCAGACAAUUAAGAGAGAAAGACUGAUUAUCACUCAAAAAAAUCCCAACAGGUGAAGAAAACUGCACUGAAGACAAGGUGAAUAACACAGGCUCAAAACUCAGAGACUACUGAACAUCUGGAAAUGAAAUGAAUAUCAAUAAUGGGCAAGCCACAAAGCAGUGAAGUUUCUGUUUCAAGCAAUGUGAAGAGUAGUCUGGUACACUGGAAAUCAAGAAAUAUACAUUCACAGCAUCCAGGUUGUACUCGCAUAAAAAGACAGGCCCUCCCUGCAGUUAAAGACUCCGCAGUACUAACGUGCUUCUGAUACUCAUCCUGGAAGUCCUGCAUCUGGGCCCACAGCUUCCGGUACUGUGCCUCCCUUUAAAGUGAUGACAACAAUUGGACACAGACACUCCACAGUCCUGUCUGACUGGACACUGAUGUUGCAUAGAGCUCAGUGAUGAGGCAAUGAUGUCAAGUAUUGCGAAUGCAAAAGUAGCCAUCAAUUCCAGCACAAGGGCUUCUGGGAUUCCUUUUGUGGAGACUAAGGGCGAUUACGUCAAACCAAGCUACGCGAGCUCCGUGAUUCGUGACUCUUCGUGACAGAAUUUAUACCUGGACGCUCUGCAGAUGGCUAAGGAGGACUAAAGUGGGAUUCUGCUUUCAGCCUGUGGUCUGGCUGUUUGAAUGGGAGCUUCUCACACUCUUGUUCGAGUCUUCCACAAACGAACUUGUCAUCUCUGACCAUGCACCAUUGGUGCUGCUCUUUGUAUGGAGCCGGUACUCCAGUAUUUAACUCUUUACUGUCUCAAACACAGUGACCAGUGCAAGAGCAGCGUGUGGAAUCUCCACUGGCCUCAGACCAGUGUAACAGAUCCCUGAACUGAUGUGGCCCUACUGGUAGAAAUGUGCGAUGUGUAAAGGGACAAACAGGUGUAACAUAUGCAAUAGUUGAGACCUUUACUCCAAUCUGUUCCACAGUCUGCCAUAUUGUUUUAGACACUGACUGACUGCAGUGCACCCUUGACAUCUCCAGCCCCUUGCCUGCAUCUCUAGCUGAGUGAUGAAGCUGUGCCUCAGUUACGUUCUGCCUCAUACAUGCCCUGUGGGGGUAGUACUGACAAAAGGAAAGUCAUUUGCCUUGUUUUUUUUUUAAGUCAGGUUAAUUGGUAACAGUCACUGAUUACUGUAUUUACAAUGGAUGUAGCUUUGUGGGCAGAUAACUAGCCUGAUAUAAGCAAUGCCAAAUAUAAACAGAACCAGGAGGCAUUAAAGCUGGCUGGAAAUCUGACACAUUUUCGCCGGAUUUGACAGAUACACUUGUAGCUACUCUUCCCAAGCUGUAGGCUUUUGUCAACCUAACUGUUGAAUGAGUUGUAAGGCUAACAGAGAACUAAUGGCUUACACAUCAAAGUGUGUUUUACCAUUUCAAGUACAGCUACAAUGUUCAUAAAACUUGAGAAAAGUUGUCAAAAAUGCUUUCUUGUGGAGUUGCGUAUCUUUGUCGCAGGCUAGACACAAAUCUCCAACCAAGUGGUCAAAGCACCAGGUUUCUGAAUGUUUCUGAAACCCAUGACUGACAUCACGACGUGCAAAAUAUUGUAGUCCAUUUACAUCUUUUGUAAACUUUAUUAAUUCCCAGUUAAAGCAGACGACUCCAAUGGUGGAACAGUUCAGUUAACGAAUGAACUGGAAACACUUCUGAAUCAUGGAGUGUAGUUUUUGUUCUUGAUCCAGUUCUGAUUAAGCAACUUGGCCUGUGGUAAAAAUAAUGUUUGUCACUUUUAUUAUUGCUCCCCUCUAAAGACAAUUCAAGGUUUGAACCAAACUGUGCUUUUAGAGAAUUGUUACAUACCUAAUAAAUGUUAGGUGUUUGCAGGGAAGACAACUGUGUGCAAUGAGAAAGAUGAGAUCUCUUGUUCUGCUUCUGAGUGUUGGGAUUAAUUGUUCAGGUUUUUGUGAAUCUAUAGUUAAUAAUCUACUGAAGCCAGUUGCACCAGCUGUUCAUAAAUUCAAACUUAGCCCUGUGUUUGCUAAGUGGCACUUUAUGCAAGAUGAAACUACAACUGGUUGCAGCACAAUGACAGUUUCUGCACAGAGAUUAGUUGUUACUAAAUAUUCAUACCCACUAACCACCAUGUGUAACUGGCAUACAGCUAAGUGAACAUAGCAACAAAACCAACAGCUUAAAAAGAAAAAGCUAAUAUGAAAGUCUUUAAAUUCACUUCCUACUACCUGGCAGGCAUUUUGGGAAUUCUCCUGGGAGUUAUUUGGAAUCAUCCAAGGCCGUUUAAAAUAAUUGGGAGCUGUGAAUGCAAAAAAAAGUUUAAAAGGUCUGACAACUUUGCCCCAAAAUAAGGUUUAAAAGCCAUUAUUUUUAUUUUAAGCAUAGAAGGUAACAACAGUUUUCAAAGCACAAACAUAAUAGUAAUACUUGGCAGAUUUAGGGGCGGCUGUGGCUCAAGAAGUAGAGCGGGUCAUCUAGCAGUUAGACGUUCGAUCCCGUGCUCCUCCGGUUUGCAUGUGGAAGUAUCCUCGGACAAGAUACUGAACCCCAAUUUGUCCCUGAUGCAUCUGUGUGAGCAUGUCGAUAAAUGUUAGCUAAAUAGCAACGCCUGUUCCUAUGUGAGCAGGUAGGUUUGGCUGUCUUUCUUACCUUAACAAAUCAAAAAAUACUUUAAAGAGUGCAACUUGUAUUUACUCAGGCUGUCUUUGUCUAACAUUUGCUUGAUGAUCUGGAACCUGUCGUGUGACAAAUAUGCAAAAAUUAAUAAAUGAGAAGGCAGCACAUACUUAAAUUGCAUGGAUACAGAGAAAACAGAGUGUUUAGGAAUACAGUCCCUAUUAGUCCACCUGAACACCCUAUAUGAAUUCCCCAAAUAACUGGACAAACUCAAAUAAUUUCAAACUUAAGGAUUGUUUUUAACUCAUGAACACAGGCAUCCAAUAUUGAUUUUGACCUUGUCCCUUGCAAACAGAUUUCUCUAGGUGCUCAGAGUCUUUUGAUGAUAUUGUGUACUCUUGAUGAGAUAUUGAGCGUCUUCAUAAUUUUACGCUGAGGAACGCUGGUCUUAAACUGUUCCACAGUUUGUAAAUGUGCUUUUUUUGCAGAUUGGUGAACCUCUGCAUAUCUUCACUUCUCAGAAUAUUUAUUUAAAUUAUACACAGUGUCCGUGUAAAGACAUUAAGUCGUCACUUACUUGCAGCUUUUGACAAUGGUACAGCUACCUCCGUGAGAGUGUUCUUGACUUGAAGUUUUUCUUAACCAAGAAAAUAUUUCUGUCAUUAUCCACUGGAAUUUUUUGGACAAAAAUCUGUCAUUGUUCAAAACCAGUUUACCUAACUAAAUGAAGAGUUGGUGCAACUCAGUCCAGCCGGUUUCCAAAAAGCUUUAGGUGGAUAGCCACCAGAGGGUGGUGGUAAAGUAUACAUAAAAAUAUAUUCAAUCACAUUGUUAGUUUAGUCAGAUUUGCAGUGUAAGCAGCAGACGUUGGUUUAUGUCUAGACUGGGUUUAUGGGUAGAGGUACAGAGCAUCAAACUUUGACAUAGGAAAUAAGAAUUUCUGUUUAAUGUUUGUGUUUAGGGUUAAUAAAAUGCAAUCUUUCAUUACUUAAUUGCCUAAUCCUUACCAUACCCUUACCCAAUGACAAUCUUUCCCUAACCUGGCCCUCACUGGUCUGUGUCCUGCCGUGUGCAGAUGUAGGUAUUUAAAGCAAGAUUUAUUUAUUUUGUCAUUGUUGCCACUCUACAUUGUCUUGCUGUGCUUCUCUAUCGUCCACCCAAAGCAUGCUGGGAUAGAAUCCACCUUCUGGUCCAGAGUAGGACUGAUGUGUGUGUCAAUUGUCCACAUCUUAUCGUGUGAAAGAUUUUCACCACAGCGGAACUUUUCACCUUCAUGAACCAUCAGCAACUCAAGUAGACGUGUGUGAGAUGAGUUGGCUAAAAUCACUUUCCAGGUAUCACAUUUGGGGCUAAUUUGGGCUGUCGGGUCACUGACAGCCAAUCUAGGGUUAGGGUUGGUUAACAUGCGCCCCUUUUUGUACAGUUUGUGCUUGCUUAGAACACCCAGAAUGAUUGUAAUGCCAAAAAUAUGUGACUUCAUUGAAAACGUGUCAUCUGCUAGUGUCUGACUUUUUGCCUAUUUAGCAUGCAGCUCAAACAAAACCCAAGCCUAUCCCCAAUGUGUCACCAGUGACUUGGUGGAAGAGUUUAAGGCUCAGCUGUGGUGCCAGCAAAUGUCGUGUGAACCAGAUAUGGCCCAGAUAUCACAGAAUGCUGAACUUGUAGCCAAACUCACCCUGGGUCAACACUAUGUUGUUACUCACAAAUCAACUACAUGUCAAAGUUUGACACAUAGCAAAGAUCCCUUACUUCAGCGGCCUGUCAAAUUUUAGGCUUCUUUAUUCCCAACAUGGUGUGAUGUUUGAAAAGCUGACUAUAUCUCCAGAUUUUACUUUUUUUAUUUUCAUUUAAAAUACAGCACUGUCAUGAAUUCGCUUCCCUGUAGAGGAGAAAAACUGCAGUGAUAGGUUCCACUAAAGAAGAAUCCACAGAACUUUGAUUGACACAAAUUUGAGAUUUUUGGAGAUUACCCACGCUUCUGUGAGUCAGAUCGAUAAUUACUCCACUUAUUGUUUGGUGUGGCAACAUCUUGUCCACACAUCCCAACACACACAAGGACAAGGCUGUGAUUUUGUUGCUCUCCUCAUACCUUUUUCUACAAUCGUUUGUACUCUUAUUUAUACAGUAUUGUAUUUAUAAGCAAGGGGAAGUCCUGCAACUUUCCUUGAAUGUUUUCUUUCUAUUUUAUUUUGUAAUCAUGUAAUUAGGAGGAUCAGUGGAAGAUUUUGCCUUUGAAUUUGAAGCCUUUGGGUUCUUAUGUGUGUCUUUUCUAUUCUAAGCUGGCUGAUUUUUUUUUUUUUUGGUUUUCUGCGGGGAAACUGUGAUGUUUGUUCCCAUUUGGCUCCUCUUUUUCUGUUCACCACUUUUGCUGGUGGCAUUAUUGAGGUUAAUGUCAGCUGUGGCUCACUCUGUUAGAAAUGUCAGAGCCACAUGAAUCCUGGAAGCACUCUAUUCUUUGGGCAGUUAAUGACAGUUAACAGAUUUUUGUAUGUGGUUUGGUGAACAUGUAAAGAGAGCUUACUGAUUUGUUGUUUUUGUUGGGUUGAUAUGAUGAAUGCAUACGUCAUAACACUGAUAUUUAUUGUGGGAAAGGAAUGAUUACAAAUGUUCCAGUAACACUUAUCUGUAAAUGUGCUGAUAGAA